UUUUCACAUUUACUUAUUACUGCUUUAAUAGGCUCCUUGCAUCAUUUUCAUUGAUGAAAUUGAUGCUGUUGGCUCCACACGGAAGCAAUGGGAAGGCCAUACAAAGAAAACGUUGCAUCAGUUACUCGUUGAAAUGGAUGGUUUUGAACAGAAUGAGGGCAUAAUUUUGAUGGCUGCAACGAACUUGCCUGAUAUACUUGAUCCAGCUUUGACAAGGCCUGGUAGAUUUGAUAGACAUAUUGUUGUUCCUAAUCCAGAUGUGCGGGGUCGCCAAGAGAUAUUGGAGCUCUAUCUACAAGAUAAACCAUUGGCUGAUAAUGUAGAUGUGAAAGCAAUUGCUCGUGGUACACCGGGGUUCAAUGGGGCAGGAAUGGUGUGAGAUGUGGUAGGACCUGCUUCAUCUUCUUCUCUCGUUUAAAUUUCUUCUCAAACAGAUUUGGCAAAUUUAGUAAAUAUUGCUGCCAUUAAGGCUGCUGUUGAAGGUGCUGAGAAGCUAACAGCAGCAGAGUU
Molecule: messenger RNA, 510 nt
Organism: Camellia sinensis
Lineage: Eukaryota; Viridiplantae; Streptophyta; Magnoliopsida; Ericales; Theaceae
Source: RefSeq, a predicted model, not a curated record